Myzus persicae (green peach aphid) is the source of this 1305-nucleotide messenger RNA. RefSeq lists its product as uncharacterized. Bases 201 to 836 code for a protein of 211 amino acids. The transcript is spliced from 2 exons. The record is from RefSeq and is a predicted model, not a curated record. NCBI's taxonomy places the organism in Eukaryota, Metazoa, Arthropoda, Insecta, Hemiptera, Aphididae.
CAAAUGGCAUUCGUAGGGUACGACGACCAAACAGUCAUUCUGUACGUGAACGCGAUCGCGUACGGUGUUGUUACUUUGCUCUAGUCAAUAAAAUAUACAUCGUAAGGACACAUAUUAUAAUACAUACCUAGCUAAUCGGUAAACGAUAUAAACAUUAUAAAUAAAAUAAAGGUGCGUUAGUGAUAAUAUAAAUAGCAACGAUGAUUAUGCGUAUAGUGAUAACGAUCACAAUGGUGUGUCUCGCGAUUUCGAGUUUAGCUACAGCGACCGCGGAAGCGGAAGCUAGCUUACAACAGUCAGAGGAGGUAUUGGUAACGAACGUACAGCAGCAAAACGUCGUCCCGGACGACGAAGGAAUUAAAGUCAACGUGACUGCCGUAGCCGCCAGGUUCAUCAAAGAUUACGUAACACCCACAUUAUGCUCGUACUCGCCAGGAUUUUGUGCAAAGCACCAACUACAGAGCAGAGAUAUCAAAAGCUAUUUAGCCACGGCCGGAACAUUGUUCGCCGGAGCGUUGGGCGUUAUGAUGACAAAAAUCUCGUUACUGAUUGUGUUAUCGGUGCUCUCCACAGUCAUCGGAAAAAUGUUGCUACUCUACGCAUUAUUCAAGACACCCCCACACCACAACCAUCAUAGCUACAAGUCAGCCCACCACCACGCACAGCCGUUCGUCAAGUACACCAAGGACAAGUAUUACAUCAAGAACUCUCCGUCAGUUCACAGUCACGACGUAGUCGUCGACUCACCUCCUGAGCACCAUGAACAUUCACCCUACGUUCUGGAAUCUGCUGUCCAUGAUCAUAAGUUGAAAGGGGUGUCAUACUACAAACGAUAACGCACCAACACUACGAUCCGACACCGGUCAGUUUUAUAGCCAUCCAAUCGACUUCAUAGACAAUUACAACAUUUAUUUAAUAUAAUUUCUACAUGUUUUUACUAUAUUUAUUUUUUGUCACAACGCGGCGGCUCCGAUCUUGGGCGGUCGAAGAUGCUUGGGGGCGGAUUCACAAAUGUUAGCUCCCCCCCCCCUCCCACUUAAUAGUUAAUACCCUUAAUAAUCAGCUUGCUUAUCAUCGAUGAUUGGAUAUAAAACUUGUAAGGCGUACCUAUGCAUCGACAAAACGCCCGCGUUCUUUACACAUACUUCUUAAUAUUUUUUUGAUUUGUUUUAACUCAAAAUGCUGUAAAUAUUACUGUAUUUAAAUCAUCGUCAAAACAAUGUAAUUAUUCUUUGUUUUAGCGUCAUAGCGAUAAUUUAUUACUUAAUAUUAUUAUUUAUUUAUUUAUUUAUUUAUUUAUUUAUU